AUGCGGGACGGUGGCCUGGGAGGCAAAUUGGUGAAGAGAAUGAAACGAUUCGGUGAUACUUUAAACCCUGAUGACGCGUACCUAAGCUAUCAUGAUAUUCGAUUAACCAGAGGAGACAUGCAAUCUUUAAAAGAUGACUGGCUCACCGAUAAUGUAAUCUCUUUCUGGGAAGAAUAUCUCGAGCGGGAAUUCCUCUCCCAUUCCAAAUCCGCCAAUAUCGUUCUUCUGCGCCCCAGCAUGUCCUUUAUGAUUCUCCAGACGCCAGACCCUCGAACUCUCCGCGAGGCCCUACCGGACUUUUCCCGUACUACGCAUGUUUUCCUGCCGAUCAAUGAUUGUCGUAACGUCACCGAAGCCGAGGGCGGCACACACUGGUCAUUGCUGCUCGUAUCGAUCGUUGACGGCCUCGCUUUUCAUUAUGAUUCCCUGCCCCCUGGAAACUUCUGGGAGGCCCAGGCUGUGACGAUGAAGUUAGGAAAUUUGUUGAAUCGGAAUAUCCGAUACGUCCAUUUGGAAGACUCGCCCGUUCAGGAGAACGGGAGUGACUGUGGGGUGUUCGUCUGCUUGAGCAUGCGGUAUCUCUUGUUGAAGCGAUUAUUGACAGCGAAUACGAACGAGAAAGUCAGUUUGAGUCUAGGCGGAAGAAAGGUGGAUGCGAGAUCCGGCCGGAAAGAAAUCGCGCGGAUCAUUGAGGGGUUCAGGAAGGAGGGGGAGAGGCGAAGAUCGGCGAGUAUGAGCCCAAUGGGUCAUAGGUCGACAAGUCCGCCUAGGAUCGAGUGA
Aspergillus aculeatinus CBS 121060 is the source of this 780-nucleotide messenger RNA. RefSeq names its product Ulp1 protease family protein. Bases 1 to 780 code for a protein of 259 amino acids. The transcript has 7 exons. Gene Ontology annotation, biological process: proteolysis. Gene Ontology annotation, molecular function: cysteine-type peptidase activity; deNEDDylase activity. Lineage: Eukaryota; Fungi; Ascomycota; Eurotiomycetes; Eurotiales; Aspergillaceae. The record is from RefSeq and is a predicted model, not a curated record.